Messenger RNA from Cynoglossus semilaevis (tongue sole), 1007 nucleotides. RefSeq names its product spindle and kinetochore associated complex subunit 1 (gene ska1). Bases 113 to 862 code for a protein of 249 amino acids. Gene Ontology annotation, cellular component: mitotic spindle; outer kinetochore; spindle microtubule. The transcript is spliced from 7 exons. NCBI's taxonomy places the organism in Eukaryota, Metazoa, Chordata, Actinopteri, Pleuronectiformes, Cynoglossidae. The record is from RefSeq and is a predicted model, not a curated record. Gene Ontology annotation, biological process: regulation of microtubule polymerization or depolymerization; mitotic cell cycle; chromosome segregation. Gene Ontology annotation, molecular function: microtubule binding.
UAACGCCACUGGGUGGCAGCAGAGCGUAUAAUGCUUCACUCUGUUCAAACUAAAUAAGGGAGAAGAAGAAAUUCAAAUUUACUUGGAACGGGAACUCAUCCGGCGUUGGAAUAUGAACGAGCUGGAGGAUCUCAGCCACCACAUUCACGACAGGAUCUCCUCUUUACAGCGCAUGCUCGACCUGUCAGUUGUUGCUUUGCCCCAACAAAAGAUAAGGCAACUCGGAAAAGAACUUUAUACUUUGGAGACACUGUUGGAGGACUUUGAAAACUGUGUUGACAGACAGAAGAACCAUCUCAAACAACUGAAGGAACUUGACACUUCGAUCCAGAACAAUGUGGAAAAAUUGAAUCACCUGAAAGACCAUGUUCCAGCCCAAAUGGCUGUGAGGAAAGGACCAGUAAAUGACAGCGACCGUGUUGUAAACAGAACAGAAGAAGCCGUUGUUCAACAAGCUCAAACAGAAAAGGUCAAAAAGAGAAGCAAGAACUACAUCAGAGAGAUAGAGUUCAUCACCGUGGCAGAGUUUGAGAGCAUCCCUCAGUAUAUGAAAGGACGUGUAUCAUAUGAAAAACUUAAUGCUGCAGUGCAAAGCAUUAACACAGCUGUGACAGCAAAGUACAAGAUCCUCCAUCAGUCGGUGAAAACUCUGAACAACCAUGCUCGAAAGCUGUACCAGGGCUUCAAAGAGCAGGAGACAAAGGAUACAGAAGGUCAGUACUUCGUGGUGGACGAUGACAUAUUGAAGUUCGCUGAAACAAAAGUGGACAAACCGUUUCGGGGACUCUUGAACAUGCUGCGACACUGCCAGCGCCUGCGGGAGGUACGGGGGGGAGGCCUCACACGAUACAUCUUGUUAUGAGAACAGAACACACCUUCAGGUUUGCCUGGCAUUCUGAGCCUGCGGUGUACAUAACUGUCCCUUUAACAUUGUGCAAAGAUUAUUCUGGAGUUAAUAAACAGUAUAAAUGUACAAUGAAAUGGAUACAGAUCAUUUGUAUUAUUAU